ACCAGAAAUCAAGAUGGAGCCCAGUUCUGGGAGACCAGUAGAUUACCAGGUCAGUGUGACGGUUAUUGAAGCCAGACAGCUGGUGGGACUCAACAUGGAUCCAAUGGUCUGUGUAGAGAUUGGAGAAGAUAAGAAGUACACCUCCAUGAAGGAAUCAACCAACUGUCCCUAUUACAACGAAUACUUUGUGUUCGACUUCCACGUUCCCCCGGAUGUUAUGUUUGAUAAAAUCUUGAAAGUGUCCGUAAUUCACUCUAAAAAUCUGCUUCGGAGUGGAACUCUGGUGGGAACUUUUAAACUGGACGUAGGAACCAUCUAUUCUCAGCCGGAACAUCAGUUUUACCAUAAAUGGGCUCUCUUGUCCGACCCUGAUGACAUCACAGCCGGGGGCAAAGGUUACGUAAAAUGUGACAUUGCAGUUGUGGCUAAAGGAGACACCAUAAAAACUCCACACAAGGCUAAUGAAUCAGAUGAGGAUGACAUUGAAGGCAACCUGUUGCUCCCAGAAGGGGUCCCUGCAGAGCGACAGUGGGCUCGGUACUACCUGAAGAUCUACAAAGCAGAGGGACUUCCCAGGAUGAACACCAGCAUCAUGGCCAACGUCAAGAAAGCCUUUAUUGGAGAGAACAAGGAUUUGGUUGAUCCUUACGUCCAAGUUCAGUUUGCUGGGCAGAAGGGGAAAACAUCGGUUCAGAAGAGCUGCUACGAGCCCAUCUGGAAUGAGCAGAUUGCCUUCACAGAGAUGUUUCCACCGUUGUGCAGACGCAUGAAGAUCCAGCUCCGGGACUCAGACAAAGUCAAUGACGUCGCCAUAGGAACACACUUCCUGGACCUGAGGAAUAUCUCUAAUGAUGGAGAUAAAGGUUUCCUCCCCACGCUGGGCCCGGCAUGGGUGAACAUGUACGGCUCAACUCGGACCUUCUCCCUUUUGGAUGAGUACCAGGAGCUAAAUGAUGGGCUUGGAGAGGGGGUGUCUUUCAGGGCUCGUCUGCUCAUCAGCCUGGGGGUGGAAAUUUUGGACACAUCCUCACCUGAAAUUAGCUGUUCCACCGAGGUCCAGGUGGAGGGGGUGCCCAACAUCUCAGAGAGUGCUACAGGAAAAGUGGAAGAAUUUUUCCUCUUUGGUUCGUUCCUAGAGGCCACAAUGAUCGACAGAAAAAUCGGUGAUAAGCCAAUCAACUUUGAGGUCACCAUAGGUUACUAUGGAAAUGAGAUCGAUGGAGCUCUCCAACCAAAACCAAAGGGGGAAAAGGGCAAAGGGGAUGAAGAGGAAACCGAGCUGAUCCACAACUCCAGUGAGGAAGAGAUGGAGGACGAUGGAGACUUGACUUCAGUGGCAACCACACCACCCAUGAAGCCUGUCAUCACUGACCGGAACUACUUUCAUCUGCCCUACUUUGAAAGGAAGCCAUGUAUCUACAUCAAGAGCUUAUGGCAGGACCAGAAAAGGAGGCUGUACAAUUCCAACAUCAUUGACAACAUUGCUGAUAAACUGGAGGAUGGACUGAAUGAUGUCAAUGAGAUCAUCAAAACUGAGAAGGCCUAUCCUGAGCGCAGGCUUCGAGGAGUUCUGGAAGAGCUCAGCCAGGGUUGCAGCCAGUUUCUGGCACUAGCAAACAAAGACCAGAACCAGUCUGGAAGAACCAAACUCGACAAGGAGAGACUGAAGCUGUGUUUGUCAGAAGUGGAAGCCAUAGGUCUGCAGGCGAAGGCCAUGAGGUCCCAGGUAAAGAAAAGCACAGUCAGAGACAAACUCAAGCUUUCCCAGAACUUCCUGUCAAAGCUGCGCUUCCUGGCUGAUGAGCCGCAGCACAGCGUUCCCGAUGUCUUCAUAUGGAUGAUAAGUAACGGGAAGCGCAUUGCUUAUGCUCGGAUUCCAUCCAAAGACAUUCUUUACUCCAGCAUAGAUGAGGAAAAAGGGAAGGACUGUGGAAAAGUCAAAACCAUUUUUCUCAGAAUCCCUGGAAAAAAAGGUUUUGGACCUGCUGGGUGGACUGUCCAGAGCAAGAUUGAGAUCUACCUGUGGCUGGGUCUCACCAGGCAGCGCAAAGACUACCUGAACGGCCUGCCAAAUGGAUUUGAGGAGAACAAGCUGUCUAAAGGGCCUGGCCUGCCAUCCACGCCUCCCAUCAGCCUGACCUACAUGAUGAAGCAGAUCUUCCAGCUGAGGGUCCACAUGUACCAGGCUCGCAGCCUGUUUGCUGCUGACAGCACCGGCUUGUCUGACCCCUUUGCCAGAGUCUUCUUCUCCACUCAGAGCCAGGUCACCGAGGUGCUGGCGGAAACUCUGUGCCCAACUUGGGACCAGCUGCUGGUUUUUGAGAAUGUGGAGCUGUUUGGAGAGGCUGUUGAGCUGAGAGAUGACCCCCCCAUUAUCGUCAUAGAAAUCUAUGAUCAAGACACAGUGGGCAAGGCCGACUUCAUGGGGAGAACCUUUGCCAAGCCUGUGGUCAAGAUGGCCGAUGAGCACUAUGGUCCGCCGCGCUUCCCCCCCCAGCUGGAGUACUACCAGAUCUAUCGGGGGAACUGUGCAGCUGGAGAAAUGCUUGCAGCCUUUGAGCUGCUGCAGAUCGGCCCCAACGGAAAAGCUGAUCUACCCCCCAUAGAUGGUCCAACAGACAUGGACCGUGGCCCAAUUCUGCCGGUGCCGCUUGGGAUCAGACCAGUGCUCAGCAAGUACAGGAUUGAGGUUCUGUUUUGGGGUCUGAGAGACUUGAAGAGGGUGAACCUCGCCCAGGUGGACCGGCCUCGUGUCGACAUUGAAUGUGCAGGAAAGGGAGUUCAGUCCGCUCUCAUCCCCAACUUCAAGAAGAACCCCAACUUCAGCACUCUGGUCAAGUGGUUUGAAGUGGAUUUGCCUGAGAACGAGUUACUUCACCCGCCUCUGAACAUUCGCGUGGUGGACUGCAGAGCUUUUGGACGAUACACUUUGGUAGGUUCCAACGCUGUCAGCAGCCUCCGGAAGUUCAUCUACAGGGGGCAGGACAACCCGGCAAACAGCUGGUCAACCACAGAGGAAAUCAUUGUUGUCAGCAUGGAGCAAGAACCCACCUGUAAGAAGAUGGAGACGGUCGUCAAACUGGACUCGUGCUCUGAAGCUGUGGUCAAAGUGGAGGAUGAUGACAAGGAUGAAAAGGGCAAAAAGAAGAAGAGGAAGAAGGUGGAUGAGCCUGAGGAGGAGGAAUUGGAUGAGAGCAUGCUGGACUGGUGGUCCAAGUACUUUGCUUCCAUUGAAACACUGACAGAGACACUCAAGUCUCAGGAAGCAGCUCUGUCCGACUCGGAAGAUAAAGAAGACAUGGACAUGGCAGAUGGAGGAGACAUUAAACCUGACAACAGUCUGGCGAAAGGCAACAGGAAAGGAAAAGCAAAGAAGGAAAAGAAGAAAGCCGGCUUUGAUGCCUUUGGGAGAAAAAAGCCAAAGCUGGAUGAGUUGAAGGUCUACCCCAAGGAGCUGGAAAGUGAAUUUGACAACUUUGAAGACUGGCUGCACACUUUCUACCUGUUCAGAGGAAAAGCUGGAGAUGAUGACGACCAGACCGUGGCAGAUGAAGACCGGAUUGUCGGGAAGUUUAAAGGCUCCAUGUGCAUGUACAAAGUGUCAGAUGACGCACCCAGAGACAUGAGUUUUGAUUCCAAUAUGGGAAUGUUUCAAAACAUCCCCAACAACGAUCCAGUCAACGUCCUGGUCCGCAUCUAUGUAGUCAGGGCAACCGAUCUGCAUCCAGCAGACAUCAACGGGAAAGCUGACCCCUACAUCGCAAUCAAACUAGGAAAAACAGAGAUCAAGGAUAAGGAAAACUAUAUUUCCAAACAGCUAAACCCUUUGUUUGGAAAGUCUUUUGAUGUGGAGGCCACCUUCCCAAUGGACUCCACACUGACAGUGUCAAUUUACGACUGGGACCUGGUGGGAACUGAUGAUCUGAUUGGAGAAACCAAGAUCGACUUGGAGAACCGCUUCUACAGCAAACAUAGAGCCACGUGUGGCGUCGCCAACAAGUACUCCAUUCAUGGGUACAAUGUGUGGCGAGACCCGAUGAAACCAACACACAUCCUGGCUAAACUGUGCAAGGAUGGGAAACUGGAUGGGCCACACUAUGGCCCUGGAGGAAGAGUCAAAGUGGAGAACCGAGUCUUCAUGGCACCCACUGAGAUUGAGGAUGAAAAUGGUCUGAAGAAGAAGACGGAUGAACACCUCGCUCUGUGCGUUCUGACCCAUUGGGAGGAAAUCCCACGAGUUGGCUGCAAACUCGUCCCUGAACAUGUGGAGACCAGACCCCUGCUCCACCCUGACAAGCCAGGAAUAGAGCAAGGCAGAAUUGAGCUCUGGGUGGACAUGUUCCCCAAAGAAAUGACUGCGCCUGGUCCUGCACUUGACAUUUCACCAAGGAAACCCAAGAAGUUCGAGCUGAGGGUGAUCAUCUGGAACACAGACGAGGUUGUUCUCGAAGACGACGAUAUCUUCACAGGAGAAAAAUCCAGCGACAUAUUUGUCCGAGGCUGGCUGAAAGGACAGCAGGAGGACAAACAGGACACUGACGUACAUUAUCACUCCAUCACUGGAGAGGGCAACUUCAACUGGCGCUUUGUCUAUCCCUUCGAUUACCUGAUGGCUGAGGAGAAGAUUGUCAUCUCAAAGAAGGAAUCCAUGUUUGCCUGGGAUGAGACUGAGUACAAGAUUCCGCCUCGACUCAAUCUCCAAGUGUGGGAUGCCGAUCACUUCUCAGCGGAUGACUUUCUGGGUGCAAUCGAGCUCGACCUGAACCGCUUCCCUCGUGGAGCAAAGACUGCCAAGCAGUGCACCAUCGAGAUGGUGACCAACGAAGCUGAGAUGCCCAUGGUGUCCAUCUUCAAGCAAAAGAGGAUCAAAGGCUGGUGGCCUUUUGUGGCCCGAAACGAAGAGGAUGAGUUUGAGCUCACGGGCAAAGUGGAAGCUGAGCUUCACCUUCUGACAGGGGAGGAGGCGGAGAAAAGUCCAGCAGGGGAAGGACGCAACGAGCCAGAGCCAUUAGAGAAACCCAACCGUCCAGACGUGGCACUGCUCUGGUUUCUCAUCCCUCUCAAAGCAGCAAAGCACCUGGUGUGCGACCAGUACAGGUGGCUGACCAUCAAAAUUGUGACGGCUCUCCUGGUGCUCGCCAUCUUGGGUCUCUUCCUCUACAACAUGCCGGGCUACAUGGUGAAGAAGAUGCUGGGGGCUUGAAGACGAAGCUGGAACAGAGUGUUAUUUUUUAGGAGGUUGC
Messenger RNA from Oryzias latipes (Japanese medaka), 5243 nucleotides. Its product is annotated as otoferlin-like. The record is from RefSeq and is a predicted model, not a curated record. NCBI's taxonomy places the organism in Eukaryota, Metazoa, Chordata, Actinopteri, Beloniformes, Adrianichthyidae. Gene Ontology annotation, molecular function: AP-2 adaptor complex binding; calcium ion binding. Gene Ontology annotation, cellular component: synaptic vesicle membrane; presynaptic active zone membrane. Gene Ontology annotation, biological process: synaptic vesicle priming; plasma membrane organization.